AUAGUCUUAAGAGUAUCCUUACAUGGGGAGGCUGAGUGAGGCAUUCCCUAAGUGAGCACAUUAUUUUUGUUCCAUCAGCAAGAGCUUUGCGACUGCUCUCAGCCUUCUCCUCCAACACUCAAAGCUCUUCUUUUCUCUUGGGGUUUGCUUUUUCAGAGUGUUCCCGAAAUGCCUACGAGGGCCGUAACUUAUUAUCGGCAGAAGCAAAAGAAACAUCAAAGCUCAAAACAUGUUGUUGAGCACUCAUACAGGUGUUCCAGCUGUCAAUCAGUGAUAAAGGAACAGGUCCUGGCCACUGAGGCUAUGGAAGAACAAGCCUACACGGUGCCAACCUUUAGGGAGAGGGCUCCUGAGGGCAUGGAGGAGUAUCAGAGGGUGGCGACUAAUUUUGAAAGAAACCUGGUUCAAAUCCAGCAAGAGCUGCACAGAAUGAAAGUGGUCACACAUGAGCAAGUGGAAAACAUUGAGAUUACUAAAGAGGUUAGGGCAAUGAUGCCAAACUGGAAAGAGGUACUUCCUGAGGUUCCCAGAGCACCAGACUUUUUGGUCAGUCUGAGAGCUCACACUGUAUGGGAGAAGACCCCGGUCAAGUUGUUCUGCACUGUGUCUGGCAAACCGGUCCCUAUUGUCAAAUGGUAUAGGAAUGAUGUCGCCGUUGAUCCUCUGAGUGUCCCUGGAAAAUACAAGAUUGAGAACAAAUAUGGGGUUCAUAGUUUGAUUAUUAGCAGGUGUACCGUGCAUGAUUCUGGAGUGUACAGUGCUGUGGCUACCAAUCCCUACGGAAAAGCCAUCUCAAAGGCCGCUGUCUGUAUCAGGAGAGCACACGGGGGAGGAGAGCUCGCCUAUCUGCCUGGACUAGUCCCUCUGCUCAGCGGCAUUCAUCCCAGUAAACUUGAUGUGACUCUGGUGAACAAGUUUGGAGUGACGUUCGGUAGAGAGGGAGAGUCUCUCAGUCUGAUGUGCACCAUGGUGGUGGUGCCUGACCUGCCAAACCUCCCACCAGAGGUCAUGUGGUACAGAGAUGAUACCUUGCUAACACCAUCCAGGUGGUUUGAGAUGUCUAUUGGUGGAGGGAUUGCCAAGCUCAAAUUUUUGCACCUGAACAAGGAUGAUGAGGGUCUGUAUACCAUUCGCAUUUGGACCAAGGAUGGAACCACUGAACAUAGCGCUUACCUAUUUGUUAAAGAUGCCCCUCCCGCAGUGGCCGGGGCCCCUGGAGCCCCCAUGGAUGUCAUUGUCACUGAUGUCAAUGCUGACUAUGCCCUGGUCUCCUGGAAACCUCCGAACACCACCCAUGAGGCUGCUAUCACUGGAUACUUUGUGGACAGACGUAAGUCUGGAACUAAAGACUGGGUGCAGUGCAAUACAUCUCCCGUGAAUGUGUGUAAGCUCCCCGUCCACGGCCUGACCGAAGGUGAAUCCUAUCACUUCAGGGUGAGAGCUGUGAACAAAGCCGGCAUCAGUCUGGCCUCCAGGAUGUCCACUGGUGUGACCACUGGAGAAGUGGAGAGCGAUGUGCAAGGUGUCCCAUCAGCCCCGGGACGGGUGAUCGCUUCCAGAAACACCAAAACUUCUGCUUUCGUGCAGUGGGAGCCCCCCAAACACCUCAACAACCUCGUGGGUUACUAUGUGGAUGCCUCUGUGGUCGGAUCCAAGGUCUGGUUCCCCUGUAACCACAGGCCAUACAAACACACCAGGUUUGUGGUCCAUGAUUUGGUCCCAGGUGAUACCUAUGUGUUCCGUGUUCAAGCCGUGAAUGCUUAUGGAUUGAGCGAGGAGUCGCAGGAAUCCGAUUCACUCUUCAUCGAUGCUGCACUUACUACUCCCUCGGCCCCAUACGGCAUUUGUCUGGUGAACUGCGAUGGAUCUUCCAUGACUCUGGCCUGGAAACGUCCCAAACACACAGGAGGAUCCAGGAUCACAUCUUAUUACCUGGACAAGCGUGAAGCAGGAGCAGUCCUCUGGAAUGAGGUCAGCUCCAGCCCUGCCACCCAAAGGAUCUACAAGGUGGAGAAUCUGACUAGUGGACUUUUCUAUGAGUUUAAAGUUCAGGCUGCUAAUUUGGCUGGAGUUGGCAUGCCAUCUGAUUCCAGCAAGCCUUUUGCCUGCGAGGCCUGGACAAUGGCUGAACCUGGUCCAGCAUAUGACCUCAGUUUUUGGGAGGUGCGUGAUACCUCUCUCCUGAUACAAUGGAAGGCUCCUGUGUACUCCGGUGAGAGUCAUGUCACUGGAUACUAUGUGGACAUGGCAAAGAAGGGAUCAGCAGAUUUCGUCACAGUGAAUGCUGAGCCAGUUGGACACUGUUACCUGAGGGUUACUGGACUAGAGACUGGAGAAACCUAUGUGUUUAAAGUGCGGGCUUUAAAUGCUAAAGGUGUCGGAAAAGCAUCAGAAUUGUCAGAUCCUGUGUGUGCAAAAGCAUUGGCAGGUACAAAGGAAAUCGUAUGUGGUGUAGAUGAAGAGACCGGAGACAUUUUCUUGAAUUUUGAAGCUUGUGAGGCUUCUGAGAACUCCAAGUUCACCUGGUCAAAGUCCUACAAAGAAAUCGCUGAAUCAACCAGAGUCUCCGUCACAUCUUCUGGAAGACACUCAAAGCUUACAUUUAUAAACGCUGAGAAAGAAGAUCUGGGCACCUACUCUGUGGCAGUGUCUGAUACUGAUGGAGUUUCAUCCAGUUACACACUCAAUGAAGAUGAACUCAAAAAAAUGCGCGAGUUGAGCUACAACAUCAGACACCCCAUUGUUCCACUGAAGACGGAGCUGAACUAUGAGAUUUUGGAGAAGGGUAUUGUGCGUUUUUGGGUGCAGGCCAAGAAGUUGUCUUCUGCUGCAAGCUACAGGUUCAUCUUCAAUGAUAAGGCCAUCUCGAGCGCUGAGGGUUAUAAAACCAGCCAUGAUGUGUCCACUGGAAUCAUCCAGAUGACUAUUGAGCACUUCACCAGGGCCAAUGAAGGCACUUACACCGUUCAGAUCCAUGAUGGCAAGGCCAAGAGUCAGAGCUCACUGGUUCUUGUAGGAGAUGCAUUCAAAGUUGCCUUGAAGGAAGCUGAGUUCCAGAGAAGAGAGCACAUCCGAAAACAAGGUCCUCACUUCUCAGAGUACCUGACUUUCCAUGUGACGGAUGACUGCACAGUUAUGCUUGUUAGCAAGGUGGCCAACGUGAAGAAAGAGACAACAUUUGCCUGGUUUAAAGAAGAUGAAGAAAUUACUCUUGACGUUAAACCCAACCCUAUGUCUGGAUCUUGUGCCCUUCCUAUCCCUAUGUUCUCAAGGAAAGACCAGGGAACUUACAAAGCUGUGCUGGCUGAUAAUCGUGGAAAAGAUACUUCUGUCUAUGAAAUUUCUGGCAAAGUGUUUGAAGACAUCAUCAAUGCCAUUGCCAGUGUUGCUGGUUCCUCUGCAUCUGAUCUGGUUCUGCAGUGCACACCAGAGGGGAUCAGACUGCAAUGUUACAUGAAGUACUACACCGAGGAGAUGAAAACCAGCUGGUAUCAUAGAGGAAGUAAGAUCUCCUCCUCAGAGAAGAUGAGAAUUGGAGGAACGUCUGAAAUGGCCUGGAUGCAGAUCUGUGAUCCCUCAGAUAAGGAAAAGGGUCAAUACAGCAUCGAGAUACAUGAUGGGAAAACAUCACACUCUCGUACAUUUGACCUUUCUGGACAAGCAUACACUGAGGCCUAUGCAGAGUUCCAAAGACUCAAGGCUGCUGCCUUUGCCGAGAAGAAUCGUGGCAGAGUGGUAGGUGGUCUGCCAGAUGUUGCCACUAUUAUGGAGAAGAAGAGCCUCAGUCUAACUUGUACAGUAUGGGGUGACCCCAAUCCAGAGGUCACCUGGUUUAAGAACGAGCAGGAAGUUGUGUCGGACGACCGCUACAAGGUCAACUUUGAGGGCGGCAGAUUCGCCAGCCUCACCAUCAACUCCGUGACCAUGGAAGAUUCUGGAAAAUACAGCAUCAACGUACGGAACAAGUACGGAGGUGAAUUCGUGGAGAUCACGGUCAGCGUCUACAGACAAGGUGAUGAACCUCCUGAGCCUAAACUCGGACAGAUGUCCAAGCCCGCUACCCCCAAGCCGGCUACGCCCGUUCCACAGCCUGCUAAGACCCCGACUCCUCAAGCUAAAUCCCCAACUCCAGCUCCAGCUUCCAAAUCUCCCACCCCACCAAGAUCCAUGAGAUCCCCCACCCCACCGAGAUCCUUGAGAUCUCCCACCCCUACUAAGAAAUAAACUAUAGCUUAUAGCACCUGGAGAUAUGUGAGGCAUUGCUAGAGUUGAGGUAUUGUGUAACUUUAAGUUUGCUGCUUUUGCUGCAGUGCUUUUUAAGUCAGUAUGUGUCAUCAGUACAAUUAAAAAGAUUAUAGGUACUUGUAAUAAGUAGUUGGGCGACAAGUUGUUUAAGUGAAGAUUGACUUUACACUCAAGACUUUGCCUCCAAUGUACCAGUUCAUCUCUGAAAAGGAGAAAAUAAAUUGGAAGUUUGUGUUUCAUGUGCUUUCUCAGCAAAAAGAAGUUGAAAAAUUGUGGUUUGGCCAGUCAGAAUGGUCACAAACGCCACCACUAUCUAACCUAUUUUUGUUCUGUACUAAAUGCUGUCACUAAUAAAAAUCAGAAGUCUCCUUAUCUGGAGUGAAUCUUGA
Molecule: messenger RNA, 4634 nt
Organism: Paramisgurnus dabryanus
Lineage: Eukaryota; Metazoa; Chordata; Actinopteri; Cypriniformes; Cobitidae
Gene: myom2a
Product: myomesin 2a
Biological process (GO): sarcomere organization
Cellular component (GO): M band
Molecular function (GO): protein binding
Source: RefSeq, a predicted model, not a curated record